GAGACUCCCAACUCAUGCUGCUUGUACUCAAUGACGAUUGGUGAUGGUGUUCGAUUCGUUUAGAUAGGAAAACAGGGAAAAUAGACGGAAACUAUGGCAGGGUCAGCGCUCAGACGUUUAAUGGCCGAAUAUAAACAGUUAACUCUAAACCCACCGGAAGGUAUUGUGGCUGGACCGAUUAAUGAAGAAAAUUUCUUCGAAUGGGAAGCAUUAAUUACGGGGCCCGAAGGGACGUGCUUCGAGGGCGGAGUGUUUCCCGCCAAGUUGAUAUUUCCUCCUGAUUAUCCGCUGAGCCCUCCAAAAAUGCAGUUCACCUGCGAGAUGUUUCAUCCGAACAUAUAUGCCGAUGGGAGAGUGUGCAUCAGUAUCCUACAUGCUCCUGGGGAUGAUCCGAUGGGCUAUGAAAGUAGCGCGGAGAGGUGGAGUCCCGUGCAGAGCGUGGAGAAAAUCUUAUUGAGCGUAGUAAGUAUGCUAGCCGAGCCAAAUGACGAAAGCGGAGCUAACGUGGACGCAGCAAAAAUGUGGAGAGAAGACCGGGCAGAGUUUGAAAGGGUGGCCCAGAAACUCGUAAGGAAAACUCUCGGAAUCGUCACAUAGGACUCCUGCGACCCAUACGAAGUAACGUUGCCCCUAUGGUUGGAUGUUUUUAUCAUUAUUCGUUAUUUGUUUACGGCUUUCAGUGUACGAUACGUUGAAUAAAACCAUGCUGAAAAUCAUCGGCUAAGGUUCGACCCAAACCUUAGAGCACGCACUACCAAAUGGAUUAAUCUUACUCAUGAUACAACCAAGCGGACAAGGAUUUAAGAAAACCAUCCACAGUUUAUCGUUCAAUUUACAACGGUAAGACCGUAUUCAAGGCCCUUCGCCGAAUCAUAACCUCUACCAGGAAAUUAAUUAGGAAAUAACAUCCGAGAAAGCAGUUACGGUAAACCGAGAAUAAUUAAUUCCUUCUCCGCCGUUGUAUCACCGGAGAUGAGAUGAAAAGAGACUUAGCGAUGCGCAGUAACGUAGUAAACGCUCUCGGAAUUAUAACUAUCGAGCCUAACGCAAUGGUCUGUAAUUUACAAGUAUUAUAGCGAGAUGUCCUAUCAAAUCUAUUUAAUAUAUAGCCGAACCAGUAGCCUAUACAUAAUGCAAAUCAUUUACUGUAUAUUUUUGUACAUCUGUAAUCUUUACUACAACCCCCGAAUGUUAAAAAUGUCCCUCCUAUUUCUUCCGUCGUCAGAUAAAAAAAAAACAGAAUUACAGUUACCCAAUUUAAGAGAA
Molecule: messenger RNA, 1266 nt
Organism: Orussus abietinus
Lineage: Eukaryota; Metazoa; Arthropoda; Insecta; Hymenoptera; Orussidae
Gene: Ubc7
Product: ubiquitin-conjugating enzyme E2 G2
Exons: 4
Coding region: 94-597 (167 amino acids)
Cellular component (GO): endoplasmic reticulum; cytosol
Source: RefSeq, a predicted model, not a curated record